AUGACUUGGCCCGAUGUCGCCACCAAAGCCGCGGAGGGCAUCUCCUACUACACCCCGGCACAAACGCCCCCAGCCGGAACUGCUCGCAACCCGCAGACUAGCGGCAAGCCCAUUCCCAAGCUCUUUCAGCCCCUGACUAUUCGGGGGACCACUUUCCAAAACCGCCUCGGAGUGGCGCCCAUGUGCCAGUAUAGUGCCGAAGAUGGUCAUAUGACUGCGUGGCACAUUGCUCACUACGGUGGCAUCGCCCAGCGGGGCCCUGGUAUGACCAUCAUCGAGGCCACCGGUGUCGUGCCCGAAGGCCGCAUCACUCCUGCCUGCGUCGGUCUCUGGAAGGACUCCCAGAUCGCCCCGCUCAAGCAGGUGAUCGAGUUCGCCCACAGCCAGGGCCAAAAGAUCGGUAUCCAAUUAGCUCAUGCGGGCCGCAAGGCGUCGACAGUUCCCCCGUGGCUGGGCGGCGUCACGGCCACGAACGCCGUGGGUGGCUGGACUGACAAUGUGAAGGCCCCUAGUGCAAUUCCCUUUGCCGAGGGAGAUAUUAUUCCUAAGGCCAUGACCCAAGACGAUAUCCAGGAAGUGAAGGAUGCCUGGGUUGCGGCUACUAAGCGUGCCCUGGCCGCCGGUGUGGACUUUAUCGAAAUCCACAACGCGCACGGAUAUCUGCUGUCGUCAUUCUUGAGCCCUUCAUCCAACCAGCGAACCGACCAGUACGGUGGCAGCUUUGAGAAUCGCAUUCGCCUGCCUCUGGAGAUUGCUCAGCUUACUCGUGACACUGUCGGACCUAAUGUUCCCGUCUUCCUGCGCGUCUCUGCUACCGACUGGCUCGAGAACAGCCUGCCCAAUGAGAAGGGCUGGAAGCUAGAGGAUACGAUCGAGUUCGCUAAAGCCUUGGCGGACCAGGGUGCCGUCGACCUCAUUGAUAUUAGUACCGGUGGUGUUCAUGCUGCGCAAAAGGUGACCUCUGGUGUGGGUUUCCAGGUCCCCUUUGCCACGGCUGUUAAGCAGGCCGUUGGUGAGAAGCUCCUUGUUUCGGCUGUGGGCACCAUCAACAGCGGUGUACUGGCUGAGAAGAUUAUGAACGAGGACGAUAUGGACGUCAUCCUUGUUGGCCGUGCCUUCCAGCGUGAUAGCGGCCUGGCCUGGGCCUUUGCCAAGGACUUGGACGUUGAAAUCGCUAUGGCCGCCCAGAUUCGUUGGGGCUUCACAAGCUUCCGCAAUGCCUCGGAAUAUAUCCAGCCCAAUUCUAUGAAGGCGUCCAUUUUUGACUAA
Messenger RNA from Penicillium macrosclerotiorum, 1269 nucleotides. RefSeq names its product NADH:flavin oxidoreductase/NADH oxidase. Gene Ontology annotation, cellular component: intracellular anatomical structure. The record is from RefSeq and is a predicted model, not a curated record. Lineage: Eukaryota; Fungi; Ascomycota; Eurotiomycetes; Eurotiales; Aspergillaceae. Gene Ontology annotation, molecular function: NADPH dehydrogenase activity; NADP binding; FMN binding. The transcript has 2 exons. The coding region runs from base 1 to 1269 and encodes 422 amino acids.